This is a messenger RNA of Ectocarpus sp. CCAP 1310/34, 542 nucleotides long. NCBI's taxonomy places the organism in Eukaryota, Phaeophyceae, Ectocarpales, Ectocarpaceae. The record is from the annotation of a GenBank genome assembly.
AUGAAGCAGCUGGUACCACGGCAGGCGGCGCCCUCCAGCGGUGAGAUGAAUGCAUGGGUGCGGGUCAAGAUCUUGUCCCGUAUCAACAAUACUUUGUCUUCCCUCGAAGAGAUUGAGUCGAUUGUGCUGGUUGGUGACGUGGUCUGCGAAAUCGAGCUGGAGCAUUUCUCCGUGGGGGUGAAAGUCGAGACCACGGGCUUCCUCGCUGAGAUACGUGAGUGGUUAUGCGCAGCUGGCGCUGUUAUGCUUUUUUACUAUGUGUCGUUUUCAUGUCAAAACACUUCGAUUGCCCCAGUCAACCGAAGCACCUUCUUAGCCCCAGGUUCCAGGAUGACCGGUUCUCCCACUCGUUCAUUCCUGCACACAUCGUGGCUUUCCGUAGUCUUCGCUCUUCUGCGCAGCUGUGCUGCGUGCAUCACGUUUUUGUUUUGGGCUAGUGUCGCUGCCCCUUUGUAUGUACGUCGUACAGCAGUAGUUUGAGACUCGAUUAUCCGGCAAGUGUUUUCCGUUGUCCUUGUUUGCAGUGGUCGAAGCCGGCACCG